This is a messenger RNA of Grus americana (Whooping crane), 4316 nucleotides long. RefSeq names its product glycerophosphodiester phosphodiesterase domain containing 1 (gene GDPD1). Bases 137 to 1075 code for a protein of 312 amino acids. Gene Ontology annotation, molecular function: phosphatidylcholine lysophospholipase A1 activity; phosphoric diester hydrolase activity. Lineage: Eukaryota; Metazoa; Chordata; Aves; Gruiformes; Gruidae. The transcript has 10 exons. Gene Ontology annotation, cellular component: endoplasmic reticulum membrane. The record is from RefSeq and is a predicted model, not a curated record. Gene Ontology annotation, biological process: N-acylethanolamine metabolic process; glycerophospholipid catabolic process.
GCGGUGCGGCUGCGCGGCCGCAGUGGCAGCGGCAGCGGCUCCCGCAGCGGCAGCUCCUCGCUGGGAGAGGGCUGCGGGCCGGGCCGGGGGUGGGACAGGACGGGCUUGGAGCGGGGUAGCUGGCGAGAGGCGCAGGAUGUCGGCGACGCUGUACCUGCUCUCCACGCUGGGCGGAUACGUCUUCACCUCGGCGCUUCUCCUCAAGUGUCCGGGGCUGCUCCACCGGCCCAAGCGGCAGCAUUUCCGCUGCCGGCACAUCUCCCAUCGCGGCGGUGCUGGAGAGAACCUGGAAAACACCAUGGCAGCCUUUCACCAUGCUGUUAAUAUAGGAACAGACAUGUUGGAGCUAGAUUGUCACCUGACGAAAGAUGAGCAAGUGGUUGUGUCCCAUGAUGAGAACCUGAAGAGAUCAACAGGAGUUGAUGUCAACAUAUCUGACCUCAAAUACUCUGAACUUCCACCAUAUCUCUGCAAGUUGGAUGUCACAUUUCAGAAAGAAUGUCACUGUGAGGGAAAAGACAACCGUAUUCCACUCUUGAAAGAGGUGUUUGAGGCGUUUCCACAAACUCCUGUCAACAUUGACAUCAAAGUGAACAACAAUGUGUUGAUCAAAAAGGUUUCAGAACUGGUCAGUCAGUAUAAACGAGAGCAUUUGACGGUAUGGGGGAACGUCAGUUAUGAGGUUGUAUCAAAGUGUCUUAAGGAGAAUGCUGACAUUCCCAUCAUCUUCUGUUUGCAACGUGUCCUCCUGCUUCUUGGCCUGUUCUACACUGGUCUGCUGCCAUUCAUUCCUUUCAAGGAAGAGUUCUUGGAAAUUCCCAUGCCUUCAAUCAUUCUCAAGCUGAAAGAACCACAGAAGAUUACAAGAAGCCAGAAAUUUAUUAUCUGGCUAGCUGAUGUGUUGCUAAUGCGGAAAGCACUUUUUGACCACCUCACUGCUCGGGGCAUUCAGGUGUAUAUUUGGGUACUGAAUGAAGAACAAGAAUACAAGAGGGCAUUUGAUCUGGGAGCAACCGGAGUGAUGACAGACUAUCCAACAAAACUUAAGGAGUUUUUACACAAUUACCCAGCAUAAAGGAAGAAAACCAAGGAAGUUCUUGGAGAAUAGAUUGUGAGCCAAGGAUUUUCUUCAUAAAAAAAAUAACAAUUUGAGCAGCAUAUACAGAUCAUUUUGUUUGAAAGAUGUAAUUGGAUUAUCUAUUACCUUGUUGUCAAGUUGUUACCUAAUGUAAAGGUUGUCUAUUUAUUUUAAAACUUUAAUUAUAUAGUUUACAUUUGUAAAUAGCUCACUUAGCAGCGACGCACUUCACAAAUAGCCAUGACUAGGAAGGAAGUUGCUGGAUAGGAUACCUGUAGAUAAUAAGCAUUAUUUUACCUGUCACAAGUGUUCCUAGGCACAUGUCAAGACAUGUCAGUUAUUCCAGUUACAUUCUAGUCGGCAGAAACUAAGGAAUUUCUGGAAGCGUACCCUGUGUAUGUGCAUUUUUUGUGUUGCUUUUAGUUUUCAGAUAACUUGUAGGGCAAAAAAGGAAAACAAUGCACAGGAGAAAUAAAAAGCAGAGUCUGUGGCUAGCCAGACAGUUUAGCCUGUGAAGUGUAGUCAGUAAAGGCGGUCACUUUUUUACCAGAAUUAACUCACUUGGUCACUACAGAUUUACUCCAUUAUUCUUACUGAUGAGAAUGUUGAGCUUGAGUUGCAGCUGUAUUUAGACCCCUUUCUGAUGUGAUGGUAAUACUGUGACUUAUUCAUCAAGGUCUAGAUACAGCAUUUAAGCCAGGUUCUGGGUUUGGCACUGAGUUCCACUGCAAGGGUCUAGGUUUGCCCCUGGUUGUGCCCUGCCCUGUCAUGGUAGUCUGCCAGGCAGUAGCUAACUCUCCAGAAAGGAAGAUUACACUUAUUUUUAGAUCACACUUACUUUAAAAUAGCCUUUUCACAAAGGAAGCCAAUGUUUUAGAAGUCUUUUGCACAUUUCUAGUUCUAACAUCUGUUGGCUUGAUGAGUGGGAAGUUGUUUUUAGGGUGAGGGACCAAAGAAGACUAAGUUUGGUCAGGAGUUUCAGGAACAAAUUAAAAGGUUCCUAUUAAAUGAAUUCACCCAAAGUAGAUUUAUAUACAUACUUCUAAAAGGAGCAAGUGUCAAGCAAGGAUGUGUGUAAAUUUUAGUCUUCUCUCCACAAAAGUACAUUCAAUAGUCAUUAAGUUUAUGUGCGUGGAUGUAGCUUUACUGGUAAAAGCCAGGAAACCCCAAGUGUGAUGGAAUGGGGUUAGAUAGGAAGGUAUUUCUGGAAGCUUAUGCGCUGUGCUGUCAUUGUGAACAGGUCUUACACGUGUGUCAAACAGAUUUGAGCCUGCAACGCCUGCGUGCUUUGGUGUCAUCAUCUUCGUGGUAGGGGUUUUCAGAAGGAAUUUGAUUACUGUAGCUUAAUUAUACACAAUGACAUGUAUAAAGCUCAGUCAUCUAAUCAUCAGAUACUGCUGGAACAAACCUAUUGCUUAGUGAUAGGACCUACUUCUUUAAGGAACUUCAUGUGAAAAUCACAGAUCUUAGUAAGAAAUAUAGUAGCUAGAUGCAGGAGUAUAUUUCCUGCAAGGUAUACAUUAUUACAAAAAAUUUUAAAGUAAUUUUUGUUCCCUUGCUAGCUCAGAUGUGGAAGGGCUCUUGUGUCACUCCCCUGGCUGCUGUGCCAUGCUUGUAAUCAUGGAGCUUCUUUGCUGUUUCAUUAUGUCUGGCAGCAGGCUAUCAGUGUUAAGAAUGUCAAGUUCAUCUGGAUGGAUAAUACUCAUUUGUGUAUUAUAAUGCCUUCCCGAGGAAUAUUUCCACAUGGAUGAAGUGGAAGAGACUACUGUAUUUACACUUUAAGUGAACAUGUAGUGAUAGUGGCAAAUGAGUUAAUGGUGUCCUUCUAAAUAUCUACGUGGUUAAGAUGACUGGAGAUUCAAUUUCCUCUUAAUUGAAUCAGGCUUCUUGAAUAGAAAAGAGGAAAAGGUAACUUCCUAACUGUUUAUAAGAAAAAGGAUGAUAUUAUUUAUUAUGUGCUAAGCUGCUGCUUUCCUUUUCAGACCACUUAUGUCUGGUCAGAUAACUGCUGCUAAUCAGUCUAGUCAUUGUUCUGCCUGCUUUCUAGUAGUCGCAGAAUAGGCUCCGUAUGCUGCUCAGUAGGUAAAUGAAAAACUUUUUUCUGUCUUUAUUUGGUUUACUAGGCAGUGUGUAGCUCCAGAUAAUUUUUAUGCAAUGUGGUUUUCUUCAACUCAAUUUUACUGCUGUUGAAUUUCCAACAGGCACACCUGUAUUAACAUAAAAAUAUAAUUCUGGUUUUAGACAAUACUACCAAAUAGCAUUUACAUAUUAAAACUUUUAAUUUUUUAGACUAGGAAAAGCUAAGUUUUAAAAUACCAGUCUUGAUUUCUGGACUUGAUCUCUUAAGGGACAGGUGAUGACUUAAGUUCCUCUCUCAAGUUUCCCUCAUCACUGCAUAAAUAAACUACUUUGGUUUAUUCUAUGCUGAAUGACAAAACACAGUUAUUGAAAUUAUGAACUUAAUUUUUUAAUUUCAUUUUUAUCUUUGUCCUCUUCCUCUCUAGCAGCUGUGUUGGAAACUUCUGCCUUCAAAGAUGCUCAACACACUUUUUUCAACCACUAGGCUUCCCACAUCUGAUGUGGAUUUUGACUGCGCUGUUUAUACAUGACCUCUCUGUGAUAAGUUUGCUACUGAAUAUCUGAAAUCUGAAUAAGGAGGGAGGGGUUCAGUGCCAGAAAAGCUGCUGAAUUUACUCAGUCACCCACUUGGAGUUUAGUACAAGAGCUGAAGUUUGAUCUCUUGAAACAGAUAAUGUUUCAUGGAUGAGACCAUGAAUCCGACCACCAAUGCACAGGGCUUAGGCCAUGAUGACUGUUUGUAACAAAAUAAUAUGGAAUUGAGGUAACUGUAGAAUGUUUGUUCUAUCAAAUCAUUGUUUUAAUAUUCCAGAACUUGCUGUGUGAUUUUUAAACCACUUGUACAGAAAAGCAUUUGUUGAGAACUUGCACAGCUGUCCAGGAGGAUGUUCAGUUAAUCUCUCUCCCCAAGGAGAGAUUCUUUUCAGGUACUUGUAACUCUUAAAUAUUGUUUAACACUUACUGUGUUCUCAAUCCUAUUGCAAAAUAUUUUAUGUAUGAAGGAUGAUGCAUGUAUUCCAUGCACUUUUAAUUUGCAGAAAGUUUUGUGGACCUGUCUAGCUCCAAAUCUAUGAAGUGAUUUUUCUUUUCUUGUAAAGAUUGAUGCUUUUGAAAUGUGACACAUUAAAACAUCUUUGCUCAUAAAAUAUCUAAAACUAAA